Sapajus apella (tufted capuchin) is the source of this 1020-nucleotide messenger RNA. Its product is annotated as olfactory receptor 6K3-like. Gene Ontology annotation, cellular component: membrane. Gene Ontology annotation, biological process: G protein-coupled receptor signaling pathway. Lineage: Eukaryota; Metazoa; Chordata; Mammalia; Primates; Cebidae. The record is from RefSeq and is a predicted model, not a curated record. Bases 1 to 1020 code for a protein of 339 amino acids. The transcript is spliced from 3 exons. Gene Ontology annotation, molecular function: G protein-coupled receptor activity; olfactory receptor activity.
AUGAAUUAUGUCUUCUUCGACAAAAAUGAAAAGACCUUGAAGAAAUUGACUAUCGUUUCAGAGGAUAGUGAAGAAGUGAGCUGUGUCUUUGUAUCCGUAACAGUAACAGUUAACGUUGCUAAGACCAUGUUUGAAGAUGGUAGCCUCCUCUUCUUUAUUCCGUUGUUUGUUAUCUACGUAUUUAUUGUCAUUGGGAAUCUUGUUGUGUUUUUUGCAAUCAGGGUGGAUACCCGUCUCCACAACCCCAUGUAUAAUUUUAUCAGCAUUUUCUCAUUUCUGGAGAUCUGGUAUACAACUGCCACAAUUCCCAAGAUGCUCUCCAACCUUAUCAGUAGGCAGAGGACCAUCUCCAUGAUUGGCUGCCUCUUGCAAAUGUACUUCUUCCAUUCACUGGGAAAUUCAGAGGGGAUUUUGUUGACCACUAUGGCCAUUGACAGGUAUGUUGCUAUCUGUAAUCCUCUCCGCUACCCAAUCAUCAUGACCCCCAGGCUCUGUGCUCAGCUCUCUGCAGGGUCCUGCAUCUUUGGCUUUCUUGUGUUGCUCCCAGAGAUUGUAUGGAUUUCCACACUGCCCUUCUGUGGACCCAACCAAAUCCACCAGAUCUUCUGUGAUUUUGAACCUGUGCUGCGCUUGGCCUGUACAGACACGUCCAUGAUACUGAUUGAGGAUGUGAUUCAUGCUGUGGCCAUCGUAUUCUCUGUGCUGAUUAUUGCCCUCUCUUAUAUCAGAAUCAUCACUGUGAUCCUGAGAAUUUCCUCUGUUAAAGGCCGCCAGAAGGCUUUUUCUACCUGUGCAGCCCAUCUUGGUGUCUUUCUGAUGUUCUAUGGCAGUGUAGCCCUCAUGUACCUGCGUUUCUCUGCCACUUUCCCACCAAUUUUGGACACAGCUAUUGCAGUGAUGUUUGCAGUUCUUGCUCCCUUUUUCAACCCUAUCAUCUAUAGCUUUAGAAAUAAGGACAUGAAGAUUGCAAUUAAGAAGCUUUUCUGUCCUCAGAAGAUGUUUAAUUUAUCUGCAGAUUAA